Messenger RNA from Dunckerocampus dactyliophorus (ringed pipefish), 5799 nucleotides. RefSeq names its product homeodomain interacting protein kinase 3b (gene hipk3b). The record is from RefSeq and is a predicted model, not a curated record. Gene Ontology annotation, molecular function: ATP binding; protein serine/threonine kinase activity; protein tyrosine kinase activity. NCBI's taxonomy places the organism in Eukaryota, Metazoa, Chordata, Actinopteri, Syngnathiformes, Syngnathidae. Gene Ontology annotation, biological process: peptidyl-threonine phosphorylation; peptidyl-serine phosphorylation. Gene Ontology annotation, cellular component: PML body; nucleus; cytoplasm. The transcript is spliced from 16 exons.
AGGAAAAAAAGAGACAUGUUCGAGGCUAGCAGGGCUGCCGACCCGCACAUCUAGACGGGGGGACGGCCACCCUUUCCUAGAUGGGCUACCUCCCCCAAAAUUGGAGGGAGACACAUUAGAACAGCGUAGCUCUCAUCUGGACACGACUUGAUAUUCGUGGAUGUUCAUAUGCGGGAGUCAGUUGACGUUUAAAAAUGUGGGAGAUGGUGGCGUUACCGAGGGGGAGCUCUCCCUUCCUGUCGUCUAGGACAAGAUGGCAGCAGUGCAGGCGAACUGUGCAUGCAAUGGAUUUAUAAGUCCAUAACAUGUUCAGAGAAGCCCUGGAUUAUAUUUAUAUAGACUCUAUGUGAAGGUAUGGCCUCACAAGUCUUGGUUUACCCACCACACAUUUAUCAAACCCAGACAAGUGCCUUUAGCAGUGUGAAGAAACUCAAAGUUGAGCCCAGCAGCUGUGUGUACCAUGAGAGGGCACAUCCGCGGACUUAUCUGAACAGACGAAACCUUGGCAUUGUGCACCCGACAAAAGCUCGCUCGUUCUUGUGCCAAGACCUGACGGCGGGCGCGAAAGUGGUUGGAGGACCAGAGUACCCCGUGAAGACUGUGGUGGUGCGUGGCGUCCAAAGACAACAGCCCGGGAAAAGAGGUGGAGGAUCGGGCCCAGCUGCUGUCCAGCAGCGGCAGGCCACAGGGGUUGUCCACAAGCAGGACAAGGAGCAGCAACAUCAGACAGACUCAGCAAGUGGGGGCAGCAGUGGAGCAACAGGAGCAGGAGGAGGGGGAAGGGGAGAGGGCUGCAGUGGAGGAGGUGAGGGAGGUGGAGAAGAGGAGGAGGAGGAGGAGGGUGACACAGAGGCAGACUGUGGAGGUUUGAACUCGGCUGACAGCUCUCAGCGAUGUGGACAGAAACGUAAAAGUGAGGAGCUGGAUAAUCGUGGGAGCACCAUGCAGAUUGUGGAGGAACUGUCAAUGUUGCCCGCCAUGUUGCAAACAGCGAAUGUAGGAAAUGCAGCAGCGACUGCGCCUGCGGCCGUGGGGGCUGGAGGGGGGCCUUCCAAACAGGUUGCGGGAGGGGGAGCGGGAGGAUGUGAUGGGGACUAUCAGGUAGUACAGCAUGAGGUUCUUUGCUCACUGAAGAAUACUUACGAAGUGCUGGAUUUCUUGGGACGUGGCACAUUUGGCCAGGUUGUAAAGUGCUGGAAAAGAGGCACGGGUGAGGUAGUUGCCAUAAAGAUCCUGAAGAACCAUCCUUCAUACGCUCGACAGGGUCAGAUAGAAGUAGGCAUCCUUGCACGUCUGAGUGGGGAGAAUGCAGAUGAGCACAACCUGGUGCGAGCCUUUGAAUGCUUCCAACACCGCAGCCACACCUGUCUGGUGUUUGAGAUGCUUGAGCAGAACCUCUAUGAUUUUCUGAAGCAGAACAAGUUCAGCCCGCUGCCAUUGAAAGUGAUCAGACCUGUGCUACAGCAGGUGGCCACGGCUCUGAAAAAGCUGAAGAGCAUGAGUCUCAUUCAUGCAGACCUCAAACCUGAGAACAUUAUGCUGGUGGAUCCAGUGAGGCAACCCUACCGGGUGAAGGUGAUAGACUUUGGCUCAGCCAGCCAUGUGUCCAAAGCAGUCUGCUCCACGUACCUCCAGUCUCGGUACUAUAGGGCUCCAGAGAUUAUUUUGGGAUUGCCAUUUUGUGAAGCCAUAGACAUGUGGUCCCUGGGCUGUGUGAUAGCUGAGCUUUUUCUGGGCUGGCCCCUUUACCCCGGGGCCCUGGAGUAUGACCAGAUCCGCUACAUUUCUCAGACACAAGGUUUGCCCGGAGAGCAAUUAUUGAAUGCAGGGACAAAGACAACACGUUUCUUUUGCAGAGAGUCUGACUCACCUUAUGCAUCUUGGAGACUAAAGUCUACAGAUGAGCAUGAGGCAGAGACGGGAAUGAAAUCAAAGGAAGCAAGGAAGUACAUCUUCAGCUGUUUGGAUGACAUAGUGCAUGUGAACUUGGUGAUGAAUCUGGAAGGCAGCGACUUGCUCGCAGAGAAGGCAGACCGCCGGGAGUUUGUAGGCCUGCUCAAGAAAAUGUUACUGAUCGACGCAGAUGAGAGGAUUGCACCUGCCGAAGCUCUCGGUCACCCCUUUGUGACAAUGCAGCACCUGCUCGACUUCCCUCAUAGCAACCAUGUCAAGUCAUGUUUCCACAUCAUGGAUAUUUGCUCCACCCGUCCCAACACGUAUGAGACAGCCAGUCGAGGCAAGGGACCCUUUGUCAGACCAGGGGCUGCAACUACUGCAGCCACAGUCAACCAUCCCUUCAGCAAAAUGACUGUUGUCCACCCUCAAGCAUUAGCACCAUCUGCCCCCUCGGUGAUGCACCCUGGUAUACCAUUACAAGCAGGAAGUGGACAGUUCGGCGGCAAUGAUUCAUUUCAGCAGGCACUCAUCUUAUGUCCCCCAACCAUUCAAGGAAUACCCACCAACACUGUGAAACCUGCUGGCUACUCCGUUCGAAUGGAGGCAUCUGUGCCUCUGGUCACUCAAGCGCCCCCAAUCCAGCCCAUCCAAAUCAGACCAGGAGUUAUCACACAGGCCUGGUCGAACCGUGCGCAGCAGAUUUUGGUGCCCACUUGGCAGCAAGUGACUUCAGUGCCCCCACCGGCAACUACUUUGGCAUCUGACACGGUGGUGGGGCCGCCGAGAGUGGGAGACUGGGGGAAAGUGCGUCCCCAUGGUAACCAUUACAGCUCCAUGAUUGCCCACCCUCAGCCAUUCUUAACCAACCAAAUUACUAUGCCCGCCCACCAGCCAAUAAACAUCGGCAUUGCACAUGUGGUGUGGCCGCAGCCAGCUGCCAACAAAAGAGCAAAGCCUUGUACAAACAGGGGCAGCAACUUUUCCCAAAACACAAACAUCCAAAAUUUACCAUGCCAGUCCCCAAAGAUGGCUGAUACAGCAAAGAAUGUGGAAGAAGCAGAGGAGGAGGAAGCCAGAUGCCCAGUAGAGGAGCAUGCUGUUGUACAGGAGCAAGAAACAGAGCAGGCAGAGGAGGAGGAUGACGACAACUGCUGCAAAGUAGAGCCAGACUGCGAGGAGCAUUCGGUUUCGCAAGAGCAGCGGCACGCAAUGGUGAUCUCUGAGCUAACAAGCCCGUCUGUCAGCGUCAUCAGCAUCAGUAGUGAUGAAGAGGAGGGCACACAAAGGCAUUCGAUGGGCGAAUGUAAAGGAAGUGCAGAUUGUGAGGCCUGUCAGAGCACAGUUAGUAUGGACAGAGUCUGUUCUCUCAGCAGCCCCGACAGCACGCUUAGCACCAGCUCUUCAGCCUCAGUGCAGUCCAGCACAUCACCAUGCAAACAUCCAAACAGUAUGUCUGAUGACGAACAGGAGAGUGGCUGCGACACAGUAGAUAUCUCGCCCGCCUCCAACGGCAAUAACAACAGUCCCUUCCCUGAGCGUCGUUACAUUGCAAACAGCAAUCAGAACUGCAAGCCUCAUGUUGCAUGCGUUGCCCUGGAAACCGAGCCCAGCAAGCCAGCCGUGCGUACGGCUGCCGUACCACCAAUGAGGCUGCAGAACAACACUGGCGUCAGUGAAACACCUGGCAACACAGUCUUGGAGUCUUCAUUCCAGUCCAAAGGGCGAGGUGCUUCUGGGCGUCAUCAUCACCACACUACUCCUCUCCUGAACCGUUCGCAGAAGAUCACACCUUCAUUCCAGCCCCAACAGCAGCAGCCCAUAGGCUUUGGGCAGGUCCAACAUUUCACUUCCUGCCACCAGGAAUGGAACGGCAACUUUGCCCACCGCAGACCGCAGGCCUUCAUCCCCCCCACCAUGCACGGGCCCGCGUUCACCCUAUCACACAGCAGUCCAAACCACUCUGCAGGCCCCCUCCCCCACCUUGGGGGACACCCGCACUCCCAACCCACCUUGUUGUCCUAUCCCCCGUCUGGUCCUCUGGUCACGGCAGCCCCCGUGGCCCAUCUCUUGGCCUCCCCAGGCGCCUCGCGUCCUGUCCUUCAGCCCACCUACAGUAUCUCCCACCCGGCGGGCAUCGUGCAUCAGGUCACAGUGGGCAUCAACCCCCGGCUUUUGCCCUCCCCCACCUUGCAUCCACAAGGCCAAUUCAAACCCCUCUUCCCCCCACAUUCCUACAUUGCCUCGCCUGCCUACGCUGGUUUCCCACUCAGCCCCACCAAAAUAAACCAAUAUCCCUACAUCUGAGCGUGGGUGCCCAGGUACUCCUCUCACUUCCCGAGGGCUAAGUGUGUGGGGCGAAUUCUGUCUUAAAUCACAAACAACAUGGUUUUUUAAUUUUCAAAAACCAUGGCACAACCACAGAGAAAGCAAGCUAUUUUUUGAAUCAUGUCAACUUGGGUGUAAUUGAACUUCAAGCUUUAAAAAAAAAAAAAAGAAAGAGAGAAAGAGUUCCAGUGUUGGAGAUGAUAUAAGGAAAUAAUGUAUGAAUGAUUGAAUGAAUGAGUAGUUAAACUCACACUUAAUGUGUUUUGCACAUUUGAUAUACCUUUGCAUUGGAUCUUCUACGAAUACUCCUCAAAACAGGUAAAUAAUUGGGGCGGUGUUGAAUAGUUUGACGUUGCACCCCCGAUCCCAGCUAUUUUUCUAUAUUGCCUUCUUACAUGUGCAAGACACAUCCACAUUUGUAAAGCCAUCCCAGUCUCUAACACUAGAUUGCCAGAUGCACAUGUUGUCUACGGUGUAUGUUGUACCGCGUUUGGAGUAUUUGUACUUUUUCAGUGUCUUUCGGUGUUCGCAAUGUCAAAAGUCAAUUAAGCGAUUUUAAAUAGGGUCGUUCCUCACGCUGCAUGUAGUCUUGCAUGAGCAAAAAGUGUAAACUGAACGAUGCGUAGACGUUGCUCCUUUUGUUUGUGUCACAAGACUCGCUGCAUUGUAUAACUGUCCCCAGCCAUAGUGCCUUACAUAUUGUUCAUGUUACUACUUAUAUAUGACUAUAUACAUGACUAUUAAUGUACCGGACUGCAGCACUUGAAAUUCCAAUCGCUCGAUGCAUCCUGUGUGUGUGUAUGUGUGUGUGUGUGUGUGUGUGUGUGGGUGUGUGUGUGUUAUAUAUAUAUAUAUAUAUAUAUAUAUAUAUAUGUAUAUACACACACACACAUACAUAGCCUGCAUGGAUGUGAUGUAUCGCUGAUAGCCGUGCUUAUAUUUUGGAGUCGGUGUAUGUUUCCGUGUAUAGUGACUUACUUUGCUGUUCAUGCAAGUAAAACAGCAUGCGUUGCUGUUGCGAAUGGUUGCUGUUUUCAUUAAGGAGAGAGGAAAAAAACAGCUUUUGUUUGUCCCCCUUUCUGUAUGAACCCGUGUAUAACGUGCAAGUAUUGCUUCGUCUUUGAUAAUCACAUUCUGUUUAGUGACACACUUAUUACUAAUGGUAUUUGUACUGUUUGACGAAACUGCAAUACAAUCGAAAUAGUCGCCUUUUCCUCCCCACCCGUCUUCAUAUCCUCGUUUCUCACUUUGGUUCUUCGGUGUUUAUAGACGUGUGUGGGCAUGGCUUUGGCUAGGUAAGGAUAAAAACACAAGUUCAUUCACGGUAUGGCGUUUUCUAAGCCUAAGCAAACCAUGAAGUAUUCGAUAUACACACAUAUAUGGACGUAUAUUAUAGAGCUAGAGUAUUUAGUACCAAUGCUUGAUAAGGUGUGAGUCAGUUGUGUGCAAUGCUCUCAUUUAUGCAUGUGAGACAAAGCUAACUUUUUCCCUUUAUAUCUGUUAACGGCUAAAGGCUUCUCUGUGUCGACUGCUUAUUUUAAACAUUCCGUCAGGGAGGAUAUAUAUAUAUAUAUAUAU